Messenger RNA from Brassica oleracea var. oleracea, 367 nucleotides. RefSeq lists its product as uncharacterized. Bases 15 to 221 code for a protein of 68 amino acids. The transcript has 2 exons. NCBI's taxonomy places the organism in Eukaryota, Viridiplantae, Streptophyta, Magnoliopsida, Brassicales, Brassicaceae. The record is from RefSeq and is a predicted model, not a curated record.
UCAAAAUAAAAGAGAUGAAUUGGAAGUUAGGUUUGCUAAUUGGUUUGAUGCUCCUCUUGUCUAUUACACUAAACCCAACUUUGGCCAGAGUAACUUACCCAUCUCGCACGACAAAAAAAGGGGUUGGAAAUAUACAUCUCAACAAAGGAAUGAAGAUCGGCUUUAAAGGGAGUGUUUCUAGAUCUUCUCAUCAUGGAAACGAUCCACCUAAUCAUUUAUAAUUGUGACAUGUAAUCAUCUUUCAUAUCGGUAAAUCCUUUCCUAUAGCUUUUGAUUUCUUAUAAUUCUGUAAAAUGUUGUUUCAUUGCGUCAUAUUGCUCCAAAUGAUGUAUUGUAAAGAAAAUAAAAGAGAGGUGAAUAUCAUUCA